GUAUUUUUAACUUCCACCCUCGUCAGGAAACCACUCAGUGGAUGCUAGGCAUCGGUGAAAGUGAUAUCGCAGUCGUUGAACAUCGCUGUAACUGCGGAGUGAUCCAGUUGGUACGCGAUGACCGUAAUACUCUACGCCGUAGCCCUCCUGCUGUUGAGGGGCGUUAGCGAAUGUAGCUGUUAUCGCAUUAAACGCAAUACUAACUGCGGUAAUGGUCGACAACAGGGCCAGUGCGUUCCGCUAUCCGAUUGUAGAGAAUUUCCUGAGCUUUUAGAAAGGUCUAUUAUCACGCAAAACGAGGAAAACUUAAUCAAAUCACGUAUAAGUGCUUGUAACAGUUCUAGUUCAACUGUUCUGCUAUAUUGCUGCUUCAAUCCUAUCAUUACGACCACGCCCAUCCGGACUACGGAAAGCACCACCGUAAAAUUCCAGCGGAUCAUUAGUGCCUUUACACCUACCGAGACCACCAGUUCUAAGCCCUCGAUUAAGAAAUAUGCAUCUUACGUCCCAAAAAUGUGUGGUAUUCAUACGGCGCAGAGCGCUACAUUCGGUUGGACGGUGUUGAUCGGAACGGGCCACUUUUACCGCCGAUGCAUUGGAACCCUGAUCAAUGAUGGGUUCGUUCUGACGGCGGCCCAUUGUGUCUAUGAAGUGAAACCGAAUAAUGUCACUUUGUUUUUUGGAUCGAUAAAGGUGGAGGAGUUGCCCCAAUGUGCCAGUGAGAAUUAUCGCUGCCAGGAGACGCGUGCCGAAAAAUUCUGGAUACACGAUGAUUACAAUGACACCACCAACACCUUCAACGUAGCACUCAUCAAAACAACGCUGGACAUGAGACACUAUUCGAUGCAAUUCAUUAAUCCGAUUUGUCUUCCGCUCAACACAACAGACGAUGAUACUGAUCCAGCGAAGCGGCACAUCUUACGUCCGCUUAUCUACGGUACAAGUAACGAAUUGCAGGAGGCAUGCGGAUACUCGGGGGCACCAAUCGUUGUGAUUGAUAGCUUUAAGCUGUAUCAUGUCGUCGGAGUGGCCAAUCACCCCGUGGAGUGUGAUCGGAAAAGGGUGAAGCGUGACGCAACACCAGCCAUGGAGUAUGUGGAUUGGAUACUUUCCAUUCUAACGGAGGGAAAGGAACAUAUGGACCCAUGGAAAACGGAAAACCAGACACAACAGCAAGGCAGAGAUCGAUAUAUAACUCCGUAAAUACAACCUGUGGCCAUGGAGUGGCUCCACCCUCACGAUAACGCUCUUGCCGGAACGUCCCAGAUGCUGGUUUCAUGCUUACAUUGGAGUAGCACAGAUCAGUCAUUGCCCAUGUCAAGCAGAAUACCGUGCUGCUUCCAAAAUAUAA
Molecule: messenger RNA, 1351 nt
Organism: Anopheles aquasalis
Lineage: Eukaryota; Metazoa; Arthropoda; Insecta; Diptera; Culicidae
Product: serine protease 7-like
Biological process (GO): proteolysis
Molecular function (GO): serine-type endopeptidase activity
Source: RefSeq, a predicted model, not a curated record